Messenger RNA from Daphnia carinata, 2116 nucleotides. Its product is annotated as opsin-5-like. Gene Ontology annotation, biological process: G protein-coupled receptor signaling pathway. Bases 43 to 1428 code for a protein of 461 amino acids. The transcript has 10 exons. Gene Ontology annotation, molecular function: G protein-coupled receptor activity. Lineage: Eukaryota; Metazoa; Arthropoda; Branchiopoda; Diplostraca; Daphniidae. Gene Ontology annotation, cellular component: membrane. The record is from RefSeq and is a predicted model, not a curated record.
CAUGUGCAAGACAAUGAGAAAAUAUUUAUAUGCCAGGACCAGAUGACGUUUCGUAUGUGCGCAGCUCCUGCCGGGAUGUCAAGAGAGAGCCGUCCUGCUCAUUCGAUACAAGUGUGGGUUGGCGAAGGAAGAAAAAGGGGUGGCAGAAAAUGCGUGGAAGUUAUAAUCUUCCGCUGUGCACACGGUGUUCUUCACUCAUCACUCGACUUCGAAGGCGGUCGAAACUUCCGGUUCACCUAUUGGAAUAGAUUAAACAAACAAAAAAACGUGUUACAAGUAUCAAACAUGCCGAUUGAAUUGGCUCAACAUCGCGAGAACACAAGCCAUUUCUCUACUGGGGACUUACCGGACAAAUUCCAGUCGAUCUUUGAGCCGUGGGGCGACUACGUCUUCGGAAUCGUCAUGAUUGUUAUUGGUAUUGCAUCGCUAUUGGGUAACGGAUUGGCCGUUCAUGUAUUCCGUCGCAAAGGCACCGACAUCAACGUGCCCGAAGUCUUGCUACACAACAUUGCAGUCGUCGACCUCUUUCUCGGUAUAGCAUCUUAUCCAGCUACCAUAGUGGCAGCCUUCUCGCACCGAUGGCUGUUUGGGCAAACAGGAUGUACUAUGUACGCAUUCACUUGCUACUUCCUCGGUUUGGCAACUAUAUUGUCACUGACUGCGCUGGCUGUAUUCCGCUUUAUAAAGACGUGCUUCCCUCAGCGAGCUCAGUGGAUAACUGUACCAAGAACCCGACUAGUCAUCUUCCUCAUCUACGUCUAUAGCAUGGGCUGGGCAAUGAUGCCUUUCUUCGGUUUAGGAGGCUACGAUGUCGAACCGUUUGGUAUCUCCUGCACAUUGGCAUGGGUUCAUACGGAUCAAAAUGACAAGUAUUACAUCUUGGCUGCCAGCAUUUUCUGCGUGCUUCUACCUUCAUUCGUCAUCAUCGUUAGCCAUGUGGCCAUCUUGUUUAAAAUUCGCCUAGCCAGCCAAAUGUUUUCAAGCAAAUCGGCAGGCAAGCAGAGCAGCAAAGCGGAAAUUCAAUUCAUUCGGGUCUCAUUUGGUGUCUGCUUCGGUUUCCUUAUUGCCUGGUUACCAUAUGCUUGCAUCUCGCUCUGGUCCACCUUUGGUGACGUUUCUGAUAUACCUCUAUGGAUAACACCGAUUCCUGUUUUACUAGCCAAAUCAUCGAUCGCCUAUAACCCAGUCAUAUACGUGCUGUUGACGCGCCGCUACAGGGUUGAUUUUGCUAAAGCAUUGCGGGAGCUGCUACAUUUCUCACUCGACAAGAAAAAUCGAAACAUGACUAACUCGGGACCAACUGAUCAGGUUGAAAUGGGAAUCCUUGCAAACGGCGAUAUAAAUACGAGAGGUGAAUCAACUGCCACAGCAGCCGAGAUUGUUGGUGGGACCGAAAACAGCGUCGAAGAAGAAAUUGUCCGAGUUUAAUGAUAACUCCUUUCUUUUCUGUUCCAUAUGAAAGAAAAAAAAAAUUAGGACAAUAUCCCUAACCAUAUCCGUUUUAAUCAAUCUCUCUAAGACGAGGUGAUUUUUAAUUCAUUUUGAUGUGAUUCAAUGGCGGUUUAAGAGGUCCACGAAUAAAACCUCCGUACCUUGAUAUUCUUACGUGUGCUCAUCCCAUCCUGUAAUAAACAGAUGACCUGAAACCUUUUACCAUUCCUGAAAAAAAAUUAUAGAAUCAUUGCUCAUUGUGUUUUACGUGGAAUGUUAGAGAUCUUGUACCGCGUCCAUCCUGCAAGUGACCAUGUGAGACGUAACGAUGCACAGCACGUUUUGUGCAAGUUCCUGUUCACCACUUUCUUUUUCCCUUUUUUUUUUUUUUUAUUCGGCGUUUCAAUGAUAUUCAAGACACUGUUAUCACUGUUCAAUUUUCCAUGAAUGUUUUACAUCGUUCGGAAGAGUAUUCGCGGAAGUGUACGCCUGCACCAAUUUUAUUGUUGAACUGCCCUUGUAUAUGUGCAGCCGUAGUUUGCUUCGUGUGUAUCGUCAAUAUUCCAUUUUGACAUAUUUUAAUAGAUUAAAAAGGUAAUGUUUGCCUGUUGACAGACUUCUUUUCGUAUUUACGGAGAACGCUUCAUGAAUGCAAGAGAGCUGAUAGAAUAAAGAAAAGAAAUUG